Molecule: messenger RNA, 237 nt
Organism: Jaculus jaculus (lesser Egyptian jerboa)
Lineage: Eukaryota; Metazoa; Chordata; Mammalia; Rodentia; Dipodidae
Product: small nuclear ribonucleoprotein G-like
Exons: 1
Coding region: 1-237 (78 amino acids)
Biological process (GO): mRNA splicing, via spliceosome; spliceosomal snRNP assembly
Cellular component (GO): precatalytic spliceosome; U2 snRNP; U1 snRNP
Molecular function (GO): RNA binding
Source: RefSeq, a predicted model, not a curated record
AUGGGCAAGGCCCACCCUGCCCCUGCCGAGCUGAGGAUACCCAUGGACAAGACGUCAUCACUGAAAUUAAAUGGCAGCAGACAUGCCCAAGGAAUACUGCGGGGAUUUGAUCCCUUCAUGAAUCUUGUGAUCAAUCAAUGUUGGGAAAUGGCAACUAGUGGGCAACAGAAUAAUAUUGGGAUGGUGGUCAUAGGAGGAAACAGUGUCGUCAUGUUGGAAACCUUGGAACGAGUUUAA